AUGGACUUAACAGUUUCAACGCGUCUAACGCCAAGUCCACGUGAUUUAAGUCCAGCACUCGCUAUAGCAAUACCAAUGAUGAAAUCAGUGAACAUAGUACCAGUGCAAUGUUUUGAUAAUAUGGCCUUUCAUAAUGAGAAAUCUGACGAUCAGGAGAAACAUGCCAAUGGAAGUAAACCUAAUAGCUGCCAAGAAUUAUCUGAAAGCAAUGGCACAGUAAAAUCAAACAACUUUAGUACUGAACUUUAUAUUGACAAAAAUAUAGAAGAUAAAACUGAUGCGAGAACACCUUUAUUGAGAGACCAUAAAAUUGAAUCAUUGGAUGAAACAAAACUGAGAGAUAAUAAAGUUGAGAAAAGAAAAUCAUCCGCUUCUACCUAA
Molecule: messenger RNA, 381 nt
Organism: Parnassius apollo (apollo)
Lineage: Eukaryota; Metazoa; Arthropoda; Insecta; Lepidoptera; Papilionidae
Source: the annotation of a GenBank genome assembly